GGCGGUAAUGCGACUAUAAACUACCGCCAACAAACCACCAAAGAAGAGGACGAAGAAGAGGAAGCAGAAGAAGAGGAGGAGGAGGAAAAACGGAAAAACGUCCAACAGAAACGAAGGUACAGACAGCCCACUGUUCAGAUACCACGCCAGGUGGAGAAAAAAAGGGAUUACUGUGCUUGUCAUGUUACCUGUUAGCUGACUCUUUCUAAGACAUCAUGGACGACAGUGAUUUAAUGGAUAGGGUCACGCCUUCGGGCAGCUCCCUUGGGGAUGCAGCGUCUGCUGCAGGCCAGAGUGCAUACGGUGAAGAUGAGGAAGAUGAUGGUCUCUACUACAUCCCUGAAAGAAGACCUUCUCUUGACCUGGGGACAAGUCCCAUGGAUACUAGCCAAUGGCAUUAUGUGGAUCAGGCCAACUCCCCAGUUCUGAGCUACAGCUCAAUGUCAAGUGAGAAAUCUGAAAAAAUGGAAAAACUCGAUGAAUCUUUGACAAGGGGUGUCAAACAUACAGCCUGCGGGCCAGAACAGGUCCGUGAAAGGGUCCAAUCCAGCCCACUGGAUAACUUUGAAAACAUCCAGCUGGUUAGAGCAGACUCAUACUCCAGCUGCUACACCUUGGACAGUGAUGACUGUGAAAACAGAAUCCCCAAGGUUAGAAACAAAGAGGAUACCGUCCCAGAGUCUCCUGACGCCCUUGUGUUAUUGCAUGACCCAAAUGAGAUUAGGCAUCCUUCCCUGACAGUGGAUUUUACUUUUAAGGCUAUUUCUAAAACCCUUGGGAAGCUGUCAGAGGGAGAAAUGCAUUACUUCAAGAGGAUUCUGUGGAAGCGUUUCCCGCAGUCGUUCAAUACUCCUCCCCAAGGCAUGGACUUGGUGGACCUUGUGGACAGGUUGCUCGAGUGUUACAACUUGGAGGUUUCUUUGAAGUUGACCAAACACGUUCUUGAGGAAAUAGGGAAAAAGAAGAUGGUUGAUUAUCUCCAGGCUUUACGUAUCAGAAAUGAGGUAAGAUACGAUUUACGUCAAUCUCUGAAGAGGAUAUACGGGGAAAUGGGAGACGAUUCAAGCAAGCAGGGAGAGAUGAGGUCCAUUGAUGAUGUCUUUACCAAUCUCAACAUAAAGUCAACAAGUGAUAAUGGCCCAAUUCUUGAACAUGAGGUCUUGAAAAUAGAUAAGCUUGACAGCAACCGGAAGGAAGGGAAACAGCUUUCUGUCCAAGAUCUCAUGAGUAAAGAAUGGUUGGACAAAACAAAUCUGAGGUUUCUUUUGAUCACUGGAGGGGCGGGCUCAGGGAAGUCUAUGGCGAUCAAAAAGUUGAUCCUCGAUUGGGUUGAAGAAAAGUCUCACCAACACGUGUCAUUUUUGGUUCCUCUGCCGUUCAGAGAACUCAAAAAGUUUGAGGAUAAGAAGAUCUCCCUGUUGGACAUAGUAAAUGAACUCUACCCGGAAACAAAACAAUUGAGGGAUGAGGACUACAGAAGUGACGAGUGCUUAAUACUGUUCGUCUUUGAUGGCCUUGACGAGUUCUGCGAGAAGCUUGACUUUCAGAACACCGAGCUUCUCGGUGACCACGCAGAACCCACUAGCCUGAACAUCAUCAUGGUCAACCUCCUCAGAGGAAGGCUGCUGUUCCGCGACAUCUUCAUGUUGACUUCUCGGCCGCUGGUAAGGCGCUGCAUCCCUUGGGAUACGCAUUAUGAUGAGCUCGACUUGCGAGGUUUCCUGGAAUCUGAUAAGGACGAGUACUUUAAGAAGAGGUUUAAGAACCAAGAUCAUGCAGAUCAAGUCAUCGCAUACACCAAGUCUUUGAAAACCCUCCGCAUCAUGUGUUACUUGCCCCUGUUUUGCUCACUGGUGGCAGAUGAGUGUGAGAAUAUCUUUCGGGCAAAGGGUCUACAGGCAGAGCUGCCCAAGAGCCUCACCUACAUGUACACAAAGCUGCUACUGGCGCUCACACGGCAGUAUCGUGUAGAUGGAGCUCCACCUCUUAGCCCAGAAGAAGAGAGAGACUGUCUGAUGAAACUUGGAAAGACGGCCCUCACCAUGCUUGAAAAAGGCCAGUUCAAGUUGACCAGGUGUGAAUGGAAAGAGGUUGGAGUCAGCGAUGAUGAGGCAGUGGUUAACAGCGGACUGUGCACACAAUAUGUCACGAAGCCAUUCAUCUUGUUUCAAGAGAGAGUCAUAAGCUUUAUCCACCCCACCAUGCAGGAGUACCUGGCUGCCCUUUAUGUGUUUCUCUCCUUCAGAAACCAUGGGAAGAACAUUUUUGAGCAGCAGCUGAAAGACAGGUUCUCGCGGAUGUUCAAGGGGCACAAAGCUAUGGAGAUGUACAAGAGCGCUGUGGACAAAAGCCUCACUUACGAUGAUGGCAAACUGGACAUGUUCCUGCGUUUCCUGUUUGGAAUGGUGCUUCACGUUAACGUGGACCUUCUCAAACCGUUCUGCACCAACUCUUCGAAGUGGCCGAAUAUGGUCGAUGAUGCUGCCACCCUGAUCAAGAAGAGGAUCAAAGAAAAUCAGUAUCCUGGCAGGAAUGAAAACCUGCGACGCUGCUUGGAGGAGCUGGGUGUGAGUACCUGAGAGGCGUCGUCGCUUUAAAACAAUGAUCACUGUACAAAAUCAUUGUGCAAGUAUCAGGCUUUCACUUGAAAUCCAAUCAUAGAAUAAACAAAUGCACUAAUGAAGCCUUAAACCAUUUAACAGCUAAACAUGCAUACACUGAUGUACCAAAGAUGUGAUACUCUUAAUUUUCUUUGAAAGAAAUAAGGAUGUUUGUGUGGAUUUACAGAAUCCAUAAGAUACGAGUGGCCUUUAUGUUUUUCCUCUUAUGCACAAUCACAGAUUUUUGAUUGACAUUUAUAACUUCUUGCCUUUCCAGCCAGUCUAUUCUUGUGCCUAAAAUGUCUUAGUCUUAAAAUUAAUUUAAAUAUUUUUGUAUGUAUUUAGUGACAAAAUAUAAUGCAUAACAUUAUUAUUGCGAUGGUGUAUUUUAAAGUUUGUCAAUUACUAUUAAGUUUUGUUAAUUAGAUAUUUCUGCUUGUUUUUGCUGCUAUUACUGCUUUGUACAUGUUAAUUGCAUUGAGUAAAUUUUGAAAAGCAUCUGUGAUCCCUGUAGUUUACAUCUCUGCUAUACAUUCACCCAU
This is a messenger RNA of Scomber scombrus (Atlantic mackerel), 3142 nucleotides long. RefSeq names its product NLR family, CARD domain containing 3-like 1 (gene nlrc3l1). The transcript is spliced from 8 exons. Bases 216 to 2579 code for a protein of 787 amino acids. The record is from RefSeq and is a predicted model, not a curated record. Lineage: Eukaryota; Metazoa; Chordata; Actinopteri; Scombriformes; Scombridae.